Molecule: messenger RNA, 1266 nt
Organism: Magallana angulata
Lineage: Eukaryota; Metazoa; Mollusca; Bivalvia; Ostreida; Ostreidae
Exons: 1
Coding region: 211-1266 (351 amino acids)
Source: RefSeq, a predicted model, not a curated record
AAUUUGAAUAAAUAAAAUGAAAAUGUAUUAAUAUUUGUUUUAGGAACUGAUCCUUUGAAAAAACAAAGAAAGGCUGAUGCGAUCCCUUCAGUUUUUCCUUGGAAUAGCUGCAUCAAACAGAAAAAAGAUGAGCGAAGUGAGCGAAGAGAUGCGCGCAAUCUUAAAGUUGAAGAGAUUAAGAAUGAGGCUGAAGAACCAUUAGAAGUAUUGAUGGAUGAUGCUGAUAUCUCUGAUGUGGCAAACUGGUGUACUGUUGAUUCAACAGACAGCAACUUAAAUCAGGACGAAGAUGCAUCAAAUUUUACUGAGUUGGAAGACAAGGAAGAAGUGUGCUUCACAGAGACAUCAUCUCAAACCAUCCCUACACCUUUUUUAUCCAUAGAAAACUUUAUUGAUGACCAUGAAGGAAUGCUAUUUUACACCGGUCUUGCAACACACACAGAUUUCCUUUUUGUUCUUCAUAGUUUAGGUCCAGCUGCUUAUCAUCUAAGAUAUCUUUACAAUCAAGUUCAAAAUUUGUCAGUUGAAAAUCAACUGUUUUUAACUUUGAUAAAACUAAGACAGAACCAAACAAACUAUGAAUUGAGUCGCUCAUUUGGAAUAUCAAAAACUACAGUAGACAACAUUUGGAUUACAUGGGUAAAUUUUAUGGCAAGACAAUUUAGAGAAAUUAAUUUCUGGCCUGAUAGAGACACAGUUAAUUUGUUUUCACCCUGUGACUUUUUUCAAAAAUUUCCCUCUACAAGAGUUAUUAUUGAUGGCACUGAAAUCCCAGUCAAAAAACCAAAACCCCCUGUUGCUCAACAAUCUACCUUCUCAACUUACAAAAACAGAAACACUGUUAAAGUGCUUGUAAGUGCUACACCUGGAGGACUUAUAUCAUACAUCUCCCCAGCUUAUGGAGGGUCUACCAGUGACAGGCAAAUUGUUGAACGUAGCCCUUUAACAAACAUUUGUGAACCAGGAGACUCGAUUAUGUCAGACAAAGGAUUCAAUGUCCAGGAUUUGUUUGCCCCAAAGGAUGUUAAGGUGAACAUUCCCACAUUCUUUAAGAAAAAAAACCGUAUGUCUAAUAAAACUGUUUUAAGAGACAGAAAUAUUUCAAGCAAACGUGUUCACAUUGAGAGGUUGAUAGGGCUUGCGAAAACAUAUAAGAUAUUAAAAGGACCCCUCAACUCUACGGAAACAAAAUUAGCAAGUGAAAUUUCUUAUGUGUGUUUUAUUAUGUGCAAUUUUCGAAAGUGCAUUGUCCCGAAACAUGCAUAA